Messenger RNA from Colletotrichum aenigma, 633 nucleotides. RefSeq lists its product as uncharacterized. The record is from RefSeq and is a predicted model, not a curated record. Lineage: Eukaryota; Fungi; Ascomycota; Sordariomycetes; Glomerellales; Glomerellaceae. The transcript is spliced from 4 exons. Gene Ontology annotation, cellular component: endoplasmic reticulum; endoplasmic reticulum membrane. The coding region runs from base 1 to 633 and encodes 210 amino acids. Gene Ontology annotation, biological process: intracellular protein transport; endoplasmic reticulum to Golgi vesicle-mediated transport.
AUGACUCUCUACUACACUCUCGUGUUUAUGCUGCUCAUGGCAGAGAUGGGCCUGUUCAUGCUCCUGAUCGUGCCCCUUCCCUUCGCCAUCAAGCGUAGACUCUUUACCUUCAUCUCCGAGAGCCCCGUCGUCGCCAAGGUCCAGUACUGGAUGAAGAUCACGUUUGUCUUCAUCCUCAUUCUCUUUAUCGACAGCGUCAACCGCGUCUACCGCGUCCAGGUCGAGCUGGCGCUUGCUACCGAGAAGCAGAACAGCGGAGCCGCCGUCAUGGGCCACGAGCGCCUCGAGGUGCAAGCCCGCAAGUUCUACUCCCAGCGUAACAUGUACCUCUGCGGUUUCACCCUCUUCCUGUCCUUGAUUCUCAACCGCACCUACGUCAUGAUCCUCGAGGUCAUGCGUCUUGAGGACAAGGUCCGCAGCUACGAGGGCACCCAGGGCAACACCAAGCAGAGCGAGAAGCUCGCCGUUGCCGGUGACGCUGGCGAGAUUGCCAAGCUCAAGAAGGAGCUCGAGAGGAAGGACCGCGACAUCGAGACCCUGAAGAAGCAGAGCGCCGGCCUGCACAAGAGCUACGACGAGCUCUCCGAGCAGUACGGUCAGACGCAGCCCAAGGGCGACAAGAAGGCACAGUAA